AUGGGUAAAAAAGCCAUUGACUCGAGAAUCCCGGCACUUAUCCGGAAUGGUGUGCAAGAGAAGCAGCGGAGCUUUUUCAUCAUUGUGGGCGACAAGGCCCGCAACCAGCUUCCCAACUUACACUACUUGAUGAUGAGCGCAGACUUGAAAAUGAAUAAAUCGGUGCUUUGGGCAUACAAAAAACAACUUUUGGGGUUCACGUCGCAUAGAAAGAAGAGAGAAAACAAGAUUAAAAAGGACAUUAAGCGUGGAGUUCGUGACAUCAACGACCAGGAUCCGUUUGAGGCGUUCAUCUCCAACCAGAACAUCAGAUAUGUAUACUAUAAGGAAACAGAGAAGAUCUUGGGUAACACUUAUGGAAUGUGUAUCUUACAAGACUUUGAGGCCAUCACUCCAAACUUGUUGGCUAGAACCGUGGAGACCGUCGAAGGAGGAGGAAUCGUUGUGAUGCUUUUAAAGUCCAUGACCUCUUUGAAGCAGCUUUACACAAUGACCAUGGAUAUCCACUCGCGCUAUAGAACCGAGGCUCAUGACGACGUGGUUGCUCGUUUCAAUGAGCGUUUCCUCUUGUCUUUAGGUCUGUGCGAGACAUGUUUGGUUGUGGAUGAUGAACUUAACGUCUUGCCUAUUUCUGGAGGAAAGCAUGUCAAGGCCCUUCCACCAGCCGACGACGAUGAUUUGACCCCCAAACAGCAAGAGUUGAAGGAAUUGAAAGAGUCUUUGGCUGAUGUUCAACCCGCAGGAUCACUUGUGGGUCUCGCCAGAACCGUUAAUCAAGCCCAGGCCAUUUUGACAUUUGUCGAUGUGAUUUCUGAGAAAACCUUGAGAAACACAGUAACUUUGACUGCUGGAAGAGGUAGAGGUAAGUCUGCGGCCUUGGGUAUUGCUAUUGCAGCCGCCAUCUCGCAUGGAUACUCCAACAUCUUUGUCACCUCCCCAUCGCCAGAGAACUUGAAGACACUCUUCGAGUUCAUCUUCAGAGGUUUCGAUGCUUUGGGAUACACAGAGCACAUGGACUACGACAUUAUCCAGCUGACCAACCCAGCGUUCAACAAGGCCAUUGUGCGUGUAGAUGUCAAGAGAGCACACAGACAGACCAUUCAAUACAUUUCGCCAAACGACCACCAGGUGUUGGGCCAGGCCGAAUUGGUCAUCAUUGAUGAAGCCGCAGCCAUCCCCUUGCCUGUUGUUAAGAAGCUCAUGGGUCCAUACUUGGUAUUCAUGGCAUCGACCAUCAAUGGUUACGAAGGUACCGGCCGUUCUCUUUCGUUGAAGUUGAUCCAGCAGUUGAGAGAGCAGUCGGCGGGCAGAACCGAUACGGAAAUCGUAUCUCGUGACAACAGAGCCGUGGAAGAUGCCAGCUUGGCCCGUUCUUUGCGUGAAGUCGUGUUGGAUGAGCCAAUCAGAUACGCCCCUGGUGAUCCAGUAGAGAAGUGGCUCAACAAGCUCUUGUGCUUGGACGCCACCUUGACGAAAAACUCGAAAUUUGCUACCAAGGGUACUCCCCACCCUUCCGAAUGUAACUUGUUCAUUGUCAACAGAGACACCUUGUUCUCUUACCAUCCAGUGUCGGAGACUUUCUUGCAAAAGAUGAUGGCUCUUUACGUUGCAUCGCACUACAAGAACUCGCCCAAUGACUUGCAACUUAUGAGUGAUGCUCCAGCCCACCAACUCUAUGUGUUGUUGCCUCCACUUGCCCCAGGCGACAAUAGAGUUCCAGAUCCACUUUGUGUUGUGCAAUUGGCUCUUGAAGGUGAAAUCUCCAAGGACUCUGUUCGUAGAUCGUUGUCGAGGGGCCAGCGUGCUGGAGGAGACUUGAUUCCAUGGCUUGUGUCGCAGCAGUUCCAAGACGAGGAGUUUGCGUCGUUGUCGGGAGCCAGAGUGGUGAGAAUCGCUACCAACCCAGAUUAUGCCGGCAUGGGUUAUGGUUCAAGAGCUUUGGACUUGUUGAAGGACUACUUUGAAGGCAAAUUUACCGAUAUCUCUGAGUCCAACGAGUUGGGUGACCACAGCUUGAAGAGAGUCACCAAUGAAGAGUUGGCUAACGCCUCGCUCAAGGAUGAGAUCAAGCUUCGUGAUGCCAAGUCGCUCCCUCCACUUUUGUUGAAGUUGUCCGAAAGACCUCCAUAUGCUUUGAACUACUUGGGAGUUUCCUACGGUUUGACUCCACAAUUGCAUAAGUUCUGGAAACGGUCUGGGUUUGUUCCUGUUUACUUACGUCAAACAGCUAACGACUUGACUGGCGAACAUACCAGUGUUAUGCUCCAUGUAUUGAGUGGAAACAACGACGCAUGGCUUCAUGAGUUUGCCAAAGACUUCCACAAGAGAUUUUUGAAUUUGUUGUCUUACGAAUUCCACAAGUUUCCUGCUGUCCAGGCUCUCAACAUUGUGGAGUCUACAGGUGAUAUCAAGGCUCCUUCUUUGACCAGAUCGGAGUUGGAUGCAUUGUUGUCUCCAUUUGACUUGAAGAGAUUGGAAUCCUACGCCAACAACUUGUUGGACUACCAUGUCAUUUUGGACAUGAUGCCAUUGAUUGCCAUGCUCUACUUCUCCAAGAAGGCGGACGGCGUGUCGUUGUCAUCGGUUCAGGCUGCCAUUCUUAUGGCCAUUGGUUUGCAACACAAGAACAUGGAUGAUAUUUCCAGCGAGUUGAACUUGCCUGCUUCGCAGUCGAUGGCAAUGUUCUCCAAGAUUGUGAGAAAGUUUUCCACCUACUUCAGAAACGUGUUGAGUAAGGAUAUCGGAAGCUCGAUGCCUGUUGUCGAAGAAGACUCGCUUCGUGAGAUGAACGGAGAGGAGAUUUCCAGAUACGAUGCUGCAGAGGUUGAGAGUGCCAUGGCCAAAGACUUGGACGAGGCGGGAGAUGAGGCUGUUUCUGAGUUGAAGAUGAAGCAGAGGGAGUUGAUCAAUGCAUUGAAUUUGGACAAGUACGCCAUCGACGAGAACGACGCAGAAUGGGACGAUGCUGAGGCUCAAAAGGCCGCAGCCAAGAAGGGAGUGGUUAGUGUUAAGGGCAAGAAGUCCAAGAGAAAGGCUGAAAGUGCUGAGCAGAUUUAUGAAAGCGAGAUGAAAGCUUCCACCAAGAAGCCCAAGAAGAGUAAGAAGUAA
Molecule: messenger RNA, 3108 nt
Organism: Sungouiella intermedia
Lineage: Eukaryota; Fungi; Ascomycota; Pichiomycetes; Serinales; Metschnikowiaceae
Source: the annotation of a GenBank genome assembly